AUGGACAUGGUCGGCACAGAUGGCCGCACGGCUCUGACAACCGCUGUUGCAGGGGGCCAUGUUGAGGUCGCACGUUUGCUGGUGGAGGCCGGCGCCGGAAAAGAUUUUGCCGAUAACGAUGGGGACACAGCCUUGAUGUUCGCUGCUCAAUAUGGCCGUGUCGAAUUCGUGCGUUUGCUGGUGGAGGCCGGCGCUGAAAAGGACAUGGUCGACACAGAUGGCCGCACGGCUCUGACGACCGCUGCUGCAGAGGGCCACGUUGAGGUCGCGCGUUUGCUGGUGGAGGCCGGCGCCGGAAAAGACUUUGCCGACAACGAUGGUCACACAGCCUUGAUGUUCGCUGCUCAAUAUGGCCGUGUCGAAGUCGUGCGUUUGCUGGUGGAGGCCGGCGCUGAAAAGGACAUGGUCGACACAGAUGGCCGCGCGGCUCUGACGAUGGCAGUUGCAGAGGGCCAUGUUGAGGUCGCGCGUUUGCUGGUGGAGGCCGGCGCCGGAAAAGACUUUGCCGACAAGGAUGGUGACACCGCCUUGAGGACCGCUGCUCAAUAUGGCCGUGUCGAACUCGUGCGUUUGCUGGUGGAGGCCGGCGCUAAAAUGGACAUGGUCGGCACAGAUGGCCGCACGGCUCUGACAACCGCUGUUGCAGAGGGCCAUGUUGAGGUCGCACGUUUGCUGGUGGAGGCCGGCGCCGGAAAAGAUUUUGCCGAUAACGAUGGGGACACAGCCUUGAUGUUCGCUGCUCAAUAUGGCCGUGUCGAACUCGUGCGCUUGCUGGUGGAGGCCGGAGCUGAAAAGGACAUGGUCGACACAGAUGCCCGCACGGCUCUGACGAUGGCAGUUGCAGAGGGACAUGUUGAAAUCGCACGUUUGCUGGUGGAGGCCGGCGCCGGAAAAGACUUUGUCGACAACGAUGGUCACACAGCCUUGAUGUUCGCUGCUCAAUAUGGCCGUGUCGAACUCGUGCGUUUGCUGGUGGAGGCCGGCGCCAAAAAGGACAUGGUCGACACAGAUGGCCACGCGGCUCUGACGAUGGCAGUUGCAGAGGGCCAUGUUGAGGUCGCACGUUUGCUGGUGGAGGCCGGCGCCGGAAAAGACUUUGCCGACAAGGAUGGUGACACAGCCUUGAUGUUCGCUGCUCAAUAUGGCCGUGUCGAAUUCGUGCGUUUGCUGGUGGAGGCCGGCGCUGAAAAGGACAUGGUCGACACAGAUGGCCGCACGGCUCUGACGAUGGCAGUUGCAGAGGGCCAUGUUGAGGUCGCACGUUUGCUGGUGGAGGCCGGCGCCGGAAAAGACUUUGCCGACAACGAUGGUCACACAGCCCUGAUGUUCGCUGCUCAAUAUGGCCGUGUCGAACUCGUGCGCUUGCUGGUGGAGGCCGGAGCUGAAAAGGACAUGGUCGACACAGAUGCCCGCGCGGCUCUGACGAUGGCAGCUGCAGAGGGCCAUGUUGAGGUCGCGCGUUUGCUGGUGGAGGCCGGCGCCGGAAAAGACUUUGCCGACAAGGAUGGUGACACCGCCUUGAGGACCGCUGCUCAAUAUGGCCGUGUCGAACUCGUGCGUUUGCUGGUGGAGGCCGGCGCUAAAAUGGACAUGGUCGGCACAGAUGGCCGCACGGCUCUGACAACCGCUGUUGCAGAGGGCCAUGUUGAGGUCGCGCGUUUGCUGGUGGAGGCCGGCGCCGGAAAAGACUUUGCCGAUAACGAUGGGGACACCGCCUUGAUGUUCGCUGCUCAAUAUGGCCGUGUCGAAGUCGUGCGUUUGCUGGUGGAGGCCGGCGCUGAAAAGGACAUGAUCGACACAGAUGGCCGCACGGCUCUGACGAUGGCAGUUGCAGAGGGCCAUGUUGAGGUCGCACGUUUGCUAGUGGAGGCCGGCGCCGGAAAAGACUUUGCCGACAACGAUGGUCACACAGCCUUGAUGUUCGCUGCUCAAUAUGGCCGUGUCGAACUCGUGCGCUUGCUGGUGGAGGCCGGAGUUGAAAAGGACAUGGUCGACACAGAUGCCCGCACGGCUCUGACGAUGGCAGUUGCAGAGGGCCAUGUUGAGGUCGCGCGUUUGCUGGUGGAGGCCGGCGCCGGAAAAGACUUUGCCGAUAACGAUGGGGACACAGCCUUGAUGUUCGCUGCUCAAUAUGGCCGUGUCGACUUCGUGCGUUUGCUGUUGGAGGCCGGAGCUGAAAAGGACAUGGUCGACACAGAUGGCCGCACGGCUCUGACGAUGGCAGUUGCAGAGGGCCAUGUUGAGGUCGCACGUUUGCUGGUGGAGGCCGGCGCCGGAAAAGACUUUGCCGACAACGAUGGUCACACAGCCCUGAUGUUCGCUGCUCAAUAUGGCCGUGUCGAACUCGUGCGCUUGCUGGUGCAGGCCGGCGCUGAAAAGGACUUGGUCGGCAAUUGUGGCGACACAGCUCUGAUGCUCGCCGCACGCAAUGGUUUCGUUGAAACCGUAGGUUUGCUGACGGGCGCUGGUGCCGACAGGGACAUGACUACCAGCAAUGGCUACACAGCGCUGAUGACGGCAUCCGCCAAUGGCCACGUUGAAGUCAUGCGUGUGCUGGUGGAGGCUGGUGCCGCCACGGACAUUACCACCGACAGCGGCCUCACAGCCCUGACGGUUCUGAUGGCAGAUUGCAAGGGCCAUGCCGAAGCCGUGCAGUUGCUUUCAGAACCGGCCAUGAAGCGAAGAAGGCUCGCCUCUUCAGCUUAG
Molecule: messenger RNA, 2706 nt
Organism: Symbiodinium natans
Lineage: Eukaryota; Dinophyceae; Suessiales; Symbiodiniaceae
Source: the annotation of a GenBank genome assembly